Molecule: messenger RNA, 8073 nt
Organism: Myxocyprinus asiaticus (Chinese sucker)
Lineage: Eukaryota; Metazoa; Chordata; Actinopteri; Cypriniformes; Catostomidae
Product: synaptopodin-2-like
Exons: 5
Coding region: 21-4448 (1475 amino acids)
Biological process (GO): positive regulation of actin filament bundle assembly
Cellular component (GO): actin cytoskeleton; nucleus; Z disc
Molecular function (GO): actin binding
Source: RefSeq, a predicted model, not a curated record
UGGAGGAAAGCUGCAGGAGGAUGGGCACUGGGGAUUAUGUGUGCGUAACGCUGCGCGGUGGUGCGCCAUGGGGCUUCAGACUCCGCCAGAGCGUACAAGAGCCUCAACAUCCUCUUCAGGUGUUUGAGAUAGAGGAUGGUAGUCAUGCUGCCCUGGCUGGAUUGUGUGAGAAUGAUGAGUUGGUGUCAGUGAAUGGGAAGCCCUGCUCUAACCUCAGUGUCUCAGAGGUUAUUGAUCUCCUUGAGGCCUCCACUGACUGUCUACAGCUGCAUGUCAAAAGAUGCUGUAGCCAGCCUCAAAAGAACCUUGAAUUAGUUACCACCACUCUACAGAUUCCAUCUCCAUCCAGGCCCCAUAACCCACAGGAACUAUAUAUUUCUGAGUCCCAGGAUGAAGCGUAUUUUGGGGAAACAGACAGUGAUGCUGAAUGUCCUGGGAGGACUAGAUUGGUCCGUACGCAAUUUCAAGUACCUGCUUCUAGGAAUAAAAGCAGACAAAACACCUCUGCCCAGGGAGAUGGAGACACUAGGCUCGAGAUAACCCCAGGAUCUGUGGUGGAACUACAGCUGUCGCUUUCCAAAACCACCCUGGAAGAACCAGAGUGUACUUUCCUAGGCAGUGCUUGUGGAGUUAUCGGAGACACCCAUCAAAGAAAGACGAGCGAGGACUUCAACUAUAGCACCACUGCAUUUUCUCCAGGUUGCCCCCUCUACAUUCCCCGACAAGACCGGAAACCUCUUGGUCAACGGGGUGUGUUGGUCAGCAAACCCCCUGCUUUGCAGAGAGAGGUGGAGGUGACCGUGCAGCAAUUAUCUGGAAGCAGUUCAGGAAAGGAGGUGAUAGAGGCCAGUGACCGGUUGGAUUCUGCUGGAGAAGGAGGGCACUUUGAAGAAGCUCCCACCUCCUCUUCUGUGUCUUUUGGACUUCCCUCAGAGGAGUGGGAUUCUGAAACAGAUAGGGAGGUCAACAAGCCCAACAAGCACCGGGCAAGACACGCCAGGCUCCGGCGGAGUGAGAGCCUUUCGGAGAAGCAGGUGAAGGAGGCGAAGUCCAAAUGCAAGCGAAUUGCUCUCCUGCUUUCUGCACCUGCCCCCAACCCCAAUAACAAGGGGGUGUUGAUGUUCAAGAAGCAUAGACAGAGAGCCAAGAAGUAUACACUUGUAAGCUACGGUACUGGUGAGGACGAGCCUGAUUACAAGGACGAAGACGACAGCGAAAACGACAACCAGGAGGAGCACGCUGUUGAGUUCACUGUAAUUGCCACCAGUGAAACUGAAAUUGAUGAGGACUUCUUCACCAAUAACUCUGGCCAGAAAAGCAUUGUGACUUUUGACUUGGACAGUGGAUUACUUGAGAUAGAGGGCAAGCUUGACAACCAGCCUGAUAUGGAAGCACUGCCCGAUACCAAGGGCAAAGGAGCCCUCAUGUUUGCUCAGUGCCGACAGCACAUGGAUGAGAUAGUAGCUGAACAUGAGGAGUUGAGACAGAAGGGGAUCCCAGUUGAAGGGGCACAGAAGACUGUGACACAUCAGACAUACCAUCAGAUGGAGGAUCGUGGUAAUAUGCAUGCACAAGAGACCCAGAAUUACAUGGAUGUAAAUGUGCACAACAGUGCAGCAGCAGCACAAAAGCAGCAGCAGUACCAUCAAUUACAAGAACAAUACUAUCAACAACAACAGCAGCAGUAUCAAGACUACCAGCAACAAAUACAAUAUCAGCAACAUCAACAACAACAGUAUCAACAGCAGCAAGACUACCAGCAACAAAACAUGUAUCAGCAUAUGCAAUCAUACAAUCAGCAGCAACACUUCCAACAACAGCAAAUGCAGCAGUACUCACAACAUAUGAAUGGGAUGCUCAAUCAGCAAAUCAAUGAAAUGCAGCCAUCAGUCACAAACAGGAGUGCCAAGCCAUUCUCAGUUCAAAAUAGAGCGGCCGCUCCAUUUUCCUCCUCAACAGUUGCAGAGAUUCAAGAACAAUCUGGGUAUUCACUGGGACAAGGUGAACAGAUUGCAUCCCGUGAUGAGCGUAUAUUUGUGCCUGCUAUCAAGACUGGUAUCUUGCAAGAUACAAGGAGGAGGAAUGCCAAUAAACCUAUGUUCACUUUCAAAGAGUCUCCAAAAGUGUCCCCCAAUCCUGCGCUGUUGAAUCUCCUCAACAAGAAUGAUAAAAAGGCAGGUCUUGAGUCUGGCCCAGAUGAAGAUUAUCUAAGCUUAGGAGCUGAAGCAUGCAACUUUCUUCAGUCUCCAAAGAUAAAGCACAAAAUUCCACCACCCGUUGCUCCUAAACCUCAUAUAAACCCAGACUCUCCUCCAUGGUCUGUUCAACCUGAAACUACUGGUCAGCUGAUCCCACAGCAAACGGAAAACAAUGGCCCAGCACCUGCUGAAGCUCCAGCCACCAAGGCUGAUGCCGCCACUGCCCCUGUCCCUGAAAUGUUUGCCCCAACCAUGUCUGAGCAAGAACCUACACCUACAUUUGCACCUGAAUCCCAGGAUGUUUCUCUCUGUGUGGAACAAUCUGCUCCAGAUAAUGCAUGGAAACGACCAGCAUCUCCAGUGGAAACAAACCAGCAACCAGAGAACUGGAACGAGAAACAACCACAGCCGGAAUUGAAUUCAGCUCAUCCUGCUGCACCUCCUCCUGCCAAUGUGCAGUCAGAUCCAUCUACCAGAAUAUGGGAACAUGCUACAACUCAUGGUCAUCAGCAGCCACCAAUAAGUGCCUGGGAUCAAACUGAGAUGGAACCACAAGUCCCAUCUCAAAACCAAUCUCAAAUACAACCAGCAUGGAUGUCACAUGCUCAAAAACCUUCCGGAGUAAAAUUGCAAGCACCUACUGAAACACAACCCCAUCCUACUUGGGUGACACAGACUCAAACUUCACUCCCAGACAAACAUCAACCACAGCCUCAAACCCAGCCCCAAUCUCAUAUGAAUUCUUGGACACCCGGUCCAAAUCAGUCAACACUACAACCCCCCUGGUCUCAGCCGCAUGAGCCAGCACAACCACCUAUCAGUGUCUGGCAAAAUCAAGCUCAGAAACAGCCAACCUGGGCCCAACAACAACAGUUCCAAGAAUCUCACGUAAUGCCACCUUGGGCAUCACCCCACCAACAACAACCCCAAACUCCUUGGGCCCAGCCUGAGAGCCAGCACCCACAGCCCCAACCACCUUUGGUUUCUCAGCCAAAACAACAAACAUCAACACAGCCACCUGCAAAUGCAUGGACCCAGCCACAGAGUACAGUUCAAGUGCAGCCUCCAUGGACUCAACAGACUCAACCUCCACCACAGCCCUCAGCACCAAUGGAGCGACCCAUGAAUUCUUGGGCACCAAUGCCAGUCCAGUCCCAACCACAGCCACCAUGGGCACAACAGCCUGCUUCUCCACAGCAUCCUCAACAAAUUAACUCUUUUACACCUGAGCAGAAUCAAAUUCAGCCAUCCUGGGUGCAGCCACAGCCACAAAAUCAGCCUCAGGUGCAACCUCCAUGGCAACCUCAGCAGCAACCUCAGCAGCAUACAACACAGCCACCUGUGAGCCAGUGGGCAUCACUGCAAUCUCAGUCUCUGCCAGGUGUAAAUGCAUGGGCACCCCAACACCUGCAAAGUUCAGUUAGAUUUACGGCCCAAACUGAAACCCAGAAGUUCUCUCCCCAGCCAAUCAAGACAUUGAGCCCUCCUCAGCCAACUCAGCCUGCUCCUCCAAGACGAAUGAACUCGUAUACAACAAAGGCAUCGUCCCCUACUCCACCAAGUAGUACUAUGUCUGGUUUUGGUUCAGCUUUCGAGAUGCCUGCCUUGAGAGGGAAAGGAGCUGAACUGUUUGCCAAGAGGCAAUCUAGGAUGGAGAAGUACAUUGUAGAUUCAAACACAGUACAGGCAAAUAAGGUACUUAGGAGCUCAUCCUUGUCACCACCCGUUAGACUUUUAUCAGUGGGCUUUACAACCAGGUCUGUUUCAUCGUCUCCAUCUCCUAGACCUGGACCACAUGUUGUUUCCAUUCGACCACCAGUCGGGCAGACCGGUCGGCUGGACAGGUGUCACAAGCCCCUCACCCCCUGGGAAGCUGCCUCACGCCACCCACUUGGCCUGGUGGAUGCGGCCUUUGCAUUCCUGGACCUCCCGCAGUCUAUUGAAUCCAACCUGCAUUAUGCAGAACAGAGUAAGCUUUUACUUAAACCCCCUGCAGAGUGGAAGGCAAAGGUUGCACAUGAACCUAAGAACCUAAAAGAGAGUUUGAGUCAGUUACCCUUGUCGUUUCUGUCACCAACCAAAAGCACAGCAUCUGCACCAGCUGGUCCCAUACUGUAUCAGUCACCAUUCAGGCAUUGCCAAUCCCAGAGGUCACUGACAGAGGUUAAUCUGAGGCCCUCACAGGGUGCUCAGAAGGACAUGGGGCCUCACAGACUGGGACUCUAUAAAGCCAAAGAUAGCAGCACAUGAAGACGUUAAAUCUGAACCAGGAAAUCGUUUCUUUAAAUGAGAAUGUUUUUUUUGUUUUGUUUUUUGUUUUUUUAGAAAGUAUGAGUAACUUCAAAUGGUUUCUUAAAGGGUUAGUUCCCCUCAAAAAUGAAAAUUCUGUCAUAUACUCAUGCUCAUGUUAUUCCAAACCAGGGACUAUAUACGGUUCAAGGAACGAAAAAGAAAACAUAAAAUGAAUGAAAUGUUUAGCAGAAUGUAAUUGAAAACCGGAAACAAAGAUAUUUUCAAUUGUUCCGGAGUGAAAACUUUAUUUUUAAAUGCUUGUGACCGGUUAUAACCGGUUAAUUUUGUUUUGAUAAUUUUUUAAUAAAAACUAAAGGCCAAAGUGUUUAUCACAGUAAAUUUUUGGAACUACACCAGUUCAUUUUGCCUGAAGAAAAAAUAGCCAUUUGUGGAUAUUGCAUUCUCUGAAUGAAGACCUUUCUAACAACUAUGUAUAAUCACUACAUAUACAUGCACAGCUAAUCUAGAUAGAAGGAAAACAUUAUUAGAGGUAAAAAGUACAUUUCUCAGUUGUUUCCAAGUCUUCACUGAAUUAUUGUUAGAUGUGGUGCAUUAAUACAGAUUUGAUGCUGCUGGGUUUUGACACAGAAGCAGAUCUGUAAUUAAAAUUAUACUUAACGUAAAUUAACUACUUCUUAUGAUUUCUAUGCCAAUAAAUUUCACCACACAGGAAGAAAAUAAUUUUCGCUUAUUUCGUGAGGCAAGUGGCUUUUUUGGGGCUUGUUUUUCCAGACCAUGUUGCUUGUUACUCUUGCGAGAUCUUGCAACAUUGCAAUUGGUAUUUCACCCACCCCUUAGCACAGAGUAUUGUCAUUUUUAAAAGAACAUUAUUAACCAUUUUUAGUUUUGUUCUAGCCAGUAACCUUUUGGAAAGGAGGCUGCAGAACUUCUGAACCGGAAUGAAAAAAGUACUGUUUUUGCUCAGAACAAACCGAAAUGAAAAACAUUUCAUUUUUAGUCCCUGUUCCAAACCCAUAUCAUUGUCUGUUCUCUGUGAAACACAAAAGAUGUUAGUCAGAAUGUGAGGGAUUUACAGGAUCUGUCACCAUUCACUUCUUUUUUUAAUUUCCAUUUUAUUCAUUUAGCACACACAUUUAUCCAAUGCAACUUACAAAUGAGGAAUACAGCAAAAGCGAUUUGGCCUAAGGAGGCAAUAAUAUGAAAAGUGCUGCAAUACAAAGUUUUAAAUUGCUCAGAUAAGUACAAGUAGGGAGGAAGGUGAGAGACAGUGGUGAAAGAGUGUUUUUUUUUUAUUAUUUAUUUAUUUUUUAAAAGAAACAUCUAGAUAUUUUUUGAAAGUAGGGAAUUGGCUUGGAUGGAAAGUCAUUCCACUAGCGAGGAAUGGUGGAAGUGAAAGUCCGAAAAGGCAGUUUUGUGCCUCUGUGAGAUGGCACCAUGAGGCACUGUUCACUCUUGGAUCCAACAUGAUCACAAGGGAGGUCAGCAUGUUGUUUCCGAUUGUUCCAGUACCCUAGGAUCAGUCACAUUAUGCCGACACACUGACAAGCAGCAUUUCCUAACAGAUAUAUUUUCAUCAGCUCCAGUGUGUUUACCUUGCCCUGUGACGCAAUCGGAAGCACUUCAUGUCAGCAGCGUGGGAGACUUGGGUUAAGAUACCGUGUUGAAACCAGGAUGUAAUUGUGUUCGCAUAAUCGAUGACAAGCAUGAAUUGGAGGUUGCAUUUUUUCCUCUUACAAUACAUUUUUACUCCACCUAUGGUUAGGUUUGGGAUUUGGGUUGGGGGGGGGGGGGUCAGUUUAUAAAAAUAUGCAGUCCUCUUCACUGUAUUACAUCCUGUAUAGCUGAAAACAACUCACUUCACAACUUGCUUUUGGCACCCCUCCGUGGACAUUUCACACGGAAAAUGAAGCUCAUGUGUGCUCAUACGCCCAACAACACUUACUGCUUUGGCCACUGGGAGCUGUGUUUUGAAUUUUGGUAAGCACAAAAAAAGUUAACCUACCAUUUCCGAUUUCACUGUGUGAUCAGUCUGUCCGAUUGUAAGCUUCUGGAGGGCACAUAGACUUAAAUGAUAGUAAAUUGGAUCAAUUGCAGAGAUUUGACUACAUGCAGGAAGUUCUGCCAGAAUAGCAUUGCAAUAGUCCAGUCUAGAUAUGAGAAGAGCUUGGACAAGAAGUUGUGUAGCAUGCUCAGAUAGGAAAGGUCUGAUCUUCCAAAUGUUGUACAGUGCAAAUCUGCAUAAUUGGGCUGUCUUUGCUAUGCCCUUUUCCAUAAACUGUAAGUAAAUGGUGAGUAAGACUAACAUUCUGCCCAACAUCUCCUAUUCCACAGUGGAACAAAAGUCAUAUGGGUUUCCAACAACAUGAGGGUGAAUAAAUGAUGACAGACAGUAAAGGAUUUUCAAUUUUAGGAGAACUAUCCCUUCAAGCUAAAAUUAUUUUGACGAAGUCAGAUAAUGGUAAGCAUAAAGAUAAAGAUAAGCAGACUGAAAUAGUUGCCAUGUUGCAAAACAAGGGUCCAUGAAAAGUCAGAAAAAAUAAUUUCAAGAUUAAAUCAGAGAGUUAGUACUGGGUUUCGUAACUUACAACAAUCACUCAUUUUGAUUUAUAAAUAUAUGCAUCACAAUUUCAGUUUUUAGUGUUGUGCUAAUGAAAAGGGCAAAAUGAUGCAUGACAGUAAACAUAUGCUAAAGAAAUAACACAUCAUAGACAUUCAUAGUACAUUAUGCAAGCAAAAUAGCAUCUUUUUGAAUUACAAUUUUCAGACAUUUCACCAAGGUCUCCAUUUAAUUAGCUCGUUAUCACUGUGAAUUUAAAUAAAAUAAUUUGGAUAUUUAGGUUUGUUGUGAUAACAUAUAGAAAUGUAUUUAUCACAUUCUUUUCUCAUUAUAUUAGAGAGAGAGAAAUGAGUUUGUGUGAUAAAAGCUCUGAAUGAGUAAUAGCCAUGUAUUUGUUCAAUAAGCUUCACUUUAAAAGAUUAAUACAUUCUGUAGUGACCCAGCCUGACCCUUAGUUUACAUCAUGCCCUGUUGAUUCAGACUCAGACUGAAUUAAGUUCACUCAGAUUCACUUAAAACAAGAUGUUCUAUUUGCUAAUAAAUGCAAGAAACUGUAAUUAACAUUACUAAAUUUUUUUUUUUUUUUGCUGUGAUGACAGUCACAAAUGAAAUUAUUGAAUUUGUCUGUGUGAAUGAUACUGUAAUUUUGCACACAUCAGGGUUCACUUACAGUAUGUGAUUGUGUUACACAAAGAUGCAUGCUCUAAAUGCACAGUUUGCUUAUCAGUAGCUAGUCUGUGAUUUCUGAGUAAGGUGUUUGCUUAUACUUUUUUCUUCUGUGACAGAAUAUUUCUGCAUUAAGCAUCCUCGUCAAAUAUUAUUUAAAAAGUUGAUCUGGAUACUAAAGGAUAUUUGUUGACUUGAUUUGUCAUCAGGUGUAUUGUAUGAUACAAGCAAAAGGUUUGAUUAAAAUUCGAUUUUUUUAUCAAAUAUUUCAGUAUUACAACAAGUAGCGUAAAACUUGUUUGAAUUACCUUUUUUUUAUUCUACAGCUCCAAUCUCUGUGUGUGACUGGCACAAAACCAUGCUUUUCAUGCUUCUAUUAAAAUAACAUGUUUAAAAAUC